This is a messenger RNA of Osmerus eperlanus (European smelt), 2034 nucleotides long. RefSeq lists its product as uncharacterized. The transcript is spliced from 2 exons. The record is from RefSeq and is a predicted model, not a curated record. Lineage: Eukaryota; Metazoa; Chordata; Actinopteri; Osmeriformes; Osmeridae. Bases 106 to 2034 code for a protein of 642 amino acids.
UACAGAAGAGUGAACACUGAGAUAGAACACAGUUGUUCAAACUGGGGAAUAAAGAGGAAACAACUCAACAGUUGUUGUUUUUUCAAAGAUUGUAUUCUUGUUGCCAUGGCGAGGCGUCCACUCUCUGAGCACCUUCCCUUUGGCAGUGGCCAUGUUAGAUCCUCUCAUGAAGCUCAGCUGGAUGAAGAGGAGGAGGAGCAUGGACCCAUUAUCUCUCUGUCCAAGAGCUCCAUGGACAUAGUCAUGACAAGAGGGAUGCCUUUCUUGCGAGAUCCUGCCUUGGCAAGACUGGAUCUAAGACGGAGCGCCAGCCAUCAGACCCACACAAGUCAAGCCAUAGCCCCAAACAUACAGGCCCUGCAGCAAGCGUUCAUUAAGACACCCCACAACAAACAUAAACUACAACAGACAAACACAUUUCAACCUACAAACUUAUCCCAACAAGGAAACCCAAAAUGUGAGAAUUUUAACGUGUGUAGUGGGAGUGUGUGUAGUGGAAGCAGCACUCCAGACACAGUUAUAUGGAAGGAAGGGACUUCAAACCCCUGUAGUCAUACUGAACAAGCCCUGUACUCUCCCGGAUCUCCCUUCUCUAGACAGGCCUCUGCCCUUUCUACUCCUCCCUCAUUCAUUUCACCCCCUCAGACCCCAGUGGCAUCUCCCUCACAUACACGCACAUGUGUCCCUUCCCCUCUGCUACUACCACAACAGAAACACACAGCCAUCUCACCCACAUCUACCUCUUGCUCCUCUGGGACGAAUGUGGAGGGGAUAGGCACAUUUGGAGGGAGCCUGGUGGAUGCAGAGUGCAGUGAGGAAGAGACGAACAACGGAGAAAGAACCCCCACCCUUUUCACCAGUUCCAGCGACACACAUUCCCAAGGUGGACUUCCAGGAAGUCUAGUUGAAGCACAGAACUGCAAGACGCAUGUACCCUUUGACAAACUGCAGAAGAGAGACAGAGUCUCCUGGCAUCAUAUGGACUUUCCAUGGUUAUCAACAAACUGUCUGCCUGCCUCCUCCCCCUCCCAAUAUCAAAUUGAAUUCACGUCAUCGCUCAGCGACUCACAAAUGGAUGGCGGCUUCUUCAAGUCUGCCCAUGUGAAACAGGAGAUGGCGAGCUUGGGGACAUCCCCACAGCUGCGCCACGGUCGGGGGAGCGGUGCAUGUAAGGAGGAGGGGACGAUGACGUCCCAGAUGGAGUUGAGAGACAUGGCGGUCCAGGUGGGCUCUCCUUUUGGAUCGAUGUGGAACCUGGGGAGACACCUGGGCUCCUACAUGGGAUCCCACUCCAUCCUGGGCUCUCCCCCAGGGUCGAGACUCAACCUGAGGUCAUCAGUAGGUUCCCACUCUAACCUGGUGUCUCCCUCCUCCAGCAUGUUCUGCGUGGACAGCUCUGGAGAGGAGGGGAAUGGGGAGGACGAGGUGGUGUGGGAGGUCAGCACUCCCCCACCGGCACCUGGAGGGAGGAGAAGGUCCUGUCUGAAGGUCCAGACUGAGGAGGGGAGGAGGACUGGGGGGAGGGAUUACACACGGAGGAGGAGUAGUAUGAAGCAGGUGCAGUGGGAUGAGGACGGGAUGACGUGGGAUGUACACGGAGCAUCUCUGGACCCCGAGGAGUUGACCUCAGCCAUACAGAAGCACCUGCAGAGGAAAACCUACAAGGCCAGAGAGAACAAGACCAAGAACAAAACCAAAACCACCAAGAUCAAAAGUCCUGCCACAGUAACCGAGACACCGCCCACGGUCCCAGAAACCUCUGCACCAGUUGAGCUCUCUACUGCAGUAGAGACUGAAGCAGGGCCAGCAGUUGUAGAGCGAAAGGAAUAUAAGGUAGAGGGAGGACAAGGGGGAAAAGAUAGAGAGGUACAGGAGGAAGAUGGCAGUGCAAAGGAGAGGGAGGAGGGGGGAACCCAAACAUCAAACAAGUCGCCCUCCCUUGAGAGAAGGAGAAUCCGGACAAGGCGCAGGAGCGUGAUGAGGUCACUGAGGAAGCCUGGCUGCUGUGUUCGCUCCAGCAAAGCCAGCGACUGA